Messenger RNA from Nematocida parisii ERTm1, 1368 nucleotides. RefSeq lists its product as uncharacterized. The record is from RefSeq and is a predicted model, not a curated record. The coding region runs from base 1 to 1368 and encodes 455 amino acids. Lineage: Eukaryota; Fungi; Microsporidia. The transcript has a single exon.
AUGAAAUAUCUAAGAAAGUUUUUAGUAUGUGUUUUUGUAUUUGACACUCUGCUAUUUUGCUAUAUUGUUGUUUCAACAUAUAGGCAAAGGCGCAAGAACAAUACAAACUUACAUGUAGUAGAAGGAGAAUUAUAUUCAAGUGAGAGUAUACCAGAUGGAGAUAAUAUAGAGAUGAGUGAACAAAAAACUAUUGAUAGUGAGUCAACUGUAUUUUUAAAAGAAUCAAGCAGUACAGAUGAGCAGAGCUCCAAUAAAAUGGAUGUGAGUCAGUCUGAGGAUAGUUUAUCCGAUGAGUACAGUAACAUACUAUACAAAAAGGAUAAUAGCACACUUUUAGGCGGAAAAUUAAAUUAUGAAUUUCCAAGAGAAGGGUCAAUUGGUACUGAUGUGAGAGCCAUCCCCACCACAAAGAAUGUGUUUAAUUUAAAUACUCAUAUAUCACCACAUGUUCUAUAUUUCCAAAAAAAUAGUGACAGCAUGAACUCUCCCAUGUUCAUUAAAGACACUGAAACAGAAGAAAGUAAUAAAAGAAAAAAGUGUGCGUUUUAUCAUGAAAUAAUUAGAAAAUCUGGGCUGAAUAGAAUAAAAAAAAUAGAAAACAUGCUAGAGGCUCAAAAAAAAAGGCUAAACAGCAUAGAUGCCCAGAAUCGAUUGAUAGAACAAAAUAUAGUAGAACAAGAAACAAAUUAUACUAAAAUUAGUACAAAUCUGACUUAUGAGCAAAUUUCCAAGUAUGCAUAUUCACAGAGCAUAGUAGAAAGAAAAAAAAUUCAUGAAGAAAUAUUGGAGCUAGAAAAGCUAAUAAAAAAAGAAACUGCACGGCUAGAAAAGCAGGAAAAAUCUAAUUUGCUUCUAACCAUUGCGCAGCUGCAGGAAAAGGUUAUAAAAAUUAUAGAGUGCACUGAAUAUAGUGAGCUAGAACAAAUAAUAGCAAACAGCAUGCUCGAAUUAGCAAAUUAUAAGACUUUCGGUAUACAUGAAUUAGGAGUGAUCAAACAAUUAGAUAAAAGUAAUACUAACGGCAAGCUAGUAGAAAAAAAUAAAGCUAAGAAAGAAUUGCUUAUAAAAAAGGGAAAAAAAUAUGCUAAACUAAUUUGCAAUUUAAAUAAAAAGAAGAAUAAGAUAAUCGCAUGUAUAAAAAAAACCCAAAAUGAAAAAUUUCGGAUUAAACACAAACUUAAUAAUGCGCAUGCCUGGAAAAAAAAACUAACAAAGCAACUUUCUAUAACAAAAAGAAAAAUGAAUGAAUUAACCAAUAAAGCUUCUUAUAUGAACGAUAUGCCGAAAAAAUAUAAAAAAGAAAUAGAAGACUUUAAAAACAUACAAAAAAAGAAAGAAUAUGUAUAUAUUCUUUGUAUACCCAUUUGA